AUGAAUGAAUAUAAGUCAGGUUCUCCAAGAAUAACAAUCUGUUCAGGUGGGGAGUUUUACAAGCGCACAGAUGGACAUGGCUCUCAAGAUGUUCGCGACAACAGUUCAUUUAAGGUUGAUCGCAAAACAAAAGCGGGAGUCCCAAAGGAACGGGCACAUAAACAGUCCAGAAUUCUUAAAGAAAGAUUAUUGCUGCUGUUGAGCAGUUCGCUUCUGGAGGAUGAGUGA
Opisthorchis viverrini is the source of this 228-nucleotide messenger RNA. RefSeq lists its product as hypothetical. The transcript has a single exon. Bases 1 to 228 code for a protein of 75 amino acids. The record is from RefSeq and is a predicted model, not a curated record. Lineage: Eukaryota; Metazoa; Platyhelminthes; Trematoda; Opisthorchiida; Opisthorchiidae.